UUUCGCUGUCAUGUGUCAAAUCAGCCGGUUUGACAGUUCAGCAAGAAUACUCUAUCAAUUUCACAAUUUUAAGAAAAUUCUUUUAAUUUUAAUUGUAUCAAAAAUAGAAGGGUCGAUUGUGAUUUCUGCUUGAAAAAUGGAUCAAUGGUUGAAAAAGAGUUUGGAAGAGUGUCUAGGGUUCGAUGUGCCCGAUGACAUGGUGAAGUUUGUACUGACAUUAAAAGAUGAAAGAAGCAUUGAUGAAUAUUUUGAAACGCUGUUGGAUGUAUCGGUGCCGGAUCAUCGUAAAUUUUUGACUGAAUUCAAGAAGCGAGCACUGCCCAAAAAUCCUAAGAACAACAACAACAACAGCAAAAAUAAAGGCAGCCAAAACAAAGCGAAUGUGUUGAAGCCACAGAAUGCAAAAAAUAGCACACAAAACGAGAAGUCACUCUUAGCUGAAAAGGGAAAUGCGAAGUCAUCAAAUGUUCAAUCAAAACUGAACACAAAAAACACCAAUGAAAAUACAGCCGCAUCGACUGGCGCCAAGAAGAAAACAAAAUAUGUGAAUUUGUACGGUGAAGAUGGGAAAAUGAAUGAUGUGAUUAUGUUGAAAGGUCGUCAUUUGUGUAAUUGCGAGGCGUCAAAACACAAACUCAUCAAUAACUGCAUUCAAUGCGGCCGCAUUGUGUGUGAACAAGAAGGCAGCGGCCCAUGUUUAUUCUGUGGUAAUUUGGUGUGUACGGAAGAUGAGCAACGAAUCAUUGAGUCAUCAUCGCAAAACGGUGAAAAUCUGAAAAAGUCAUUGCUCAAACAAGGUCGACCAAAAGGAUGGGAAGAAGCAGUUGCAAUGCGAAAUCGUCUUUUGGACUACAAUCGCACGAGUGAGAAGCGAACCACUGUCAUUGACGAUGAAUCCGAUUACUUUCGCUCGAAUUCGGUUUGGUUAACAGACGAAGAACGAACCAAAUUGAAGAAAAUGGAGGAGAAAAUGAGAGAGAAGAAACACGCCAGCCGAAAAGAUCAAAAGAUUACAAUUGAUUUCACGGGUCGGCAGAUUAUUGAAGAGGAGUCGAUGAGCGCUGAAUUUGAAAGGGAAAUCUUAAAAGAAGUUGCUGACACUUUCGCACAUUCCAAUCAAGGACUUUAUUCAACUGAUCAACAUUUCGAUAAUUCGGAUGACUGUGACCCGAAGUUAUCUGUGCCGGCGCCAAUUUUCGAUGAAUCAGUAUUGAUCAAGGUAAAUUCAAAUAAACCGAAAUACGAUGGUGUUUACAAUCGCGUUCAAGACAAAGAACUGCUGGAGGUGUCCGAUAUGAAGAAAUGCAUGUCAAUGCAUCAGCCGUGGGCUUCGUUACUCAUCGCUGGAAUCAAGAAGCACGAGGGUCGAUCAUGGUACUCAUCUCAUCGAGGUCGACUUUGGAUCGCAUCAACCGCUAAACCAGUCGAUCCGGACGAAGUGAAAGUCAUGCAGAAUUUCUACAAGAAAUAUUAUGAUGAUGGUUCCAUCGAAUUCCCAACGCAAUAUCCAACUGCUUCUCUAUUGGGCUGUGUUUUAGUUCAGGAUUGCUUGCCGCAAGAAGAAUACCGUUCGACUCAUCCGAAUGGAGAAUCAGAAAGUCCUUAUGUCUUCAUUUGUUCCAAUCCACAAGAGCUGCCAGUUAAGUUUCCCAUCAGCGGUUCACAUAAAAUCUACAAAUUGGAUGAUGCGAUUCACAUUGCAGCAGUGAAGUCAUUACAACGCAUGGCGAAGAUGAAAGUGGAAGAAAAUAAACAAUAAGCAUUCGAUUUCGAAUUAAUAAAAACAAACGCGAGAAAUAAAUGAAUUUUUAAGAAAAUA
Sitodiplosis mosellana (orange wheat blossom midge) is the source of this 1819-nucleotide messenger RNA. RefSeq names its product activating signal cointegrator 1. The transcript is spliced from 6 exons. The record is from RefSeq and is a predicted model, not a curated record. NCBI's taxonomy places the organism in Eukaryota, Metazoa, Arthropoda, Insecta, Diptera, Cecidomyiidae. Gene Ontology annotation, molecular function: zinc ion binding; transcription coactivator activity. Gene Ontology annotation, biological process: positive regulation of DNA-templated transcription. Gene Ontology annotation, cellular component: nucleus. Bases 137 to 1759 code for a protein of 540 amino acids.